GAUGAGUGAAGGGAGAUGCUUUGGGUGGGAACGUCCAGUGCCUGGAGGGCCCUCUGCUGUGGAAGCAGGGUCACUCUUGCCCAUGCGGUCUUGGCAGCUGCCAUGCCUGAACCGGAACACAGCCAGACUCCUGCUGCCACACUGAAGCUUCCUCCUUUACUACUACCACCCUCCACACCGCCCGCCCCAUCCACAUUCCUUCUUCCAAUCAAAGAGCCAGGACCGAGUUCUGACUAUUACUCAAUCUCCAAGAGUCAGUGCUAUGGGCAGAGCCUGAUGGAUUUGAGUCUUGCCUUUCUGCUAUUCAAGAACAAGACAAGAUCUUGCACAAGGAGUCUGCUUUCUGCAGACAAGAGUGCCAUGGAGGUUCUCUGGCUGUUCACCUUAAUCUCUGCUGCAGAGUUGUCAAAAGCCCACAACACCACAGUGCUCCAGGGCACGGCGGGCCAGUCCCUGCAAGUCUUGUGCCCCUACAAUUCCUUGAAGCACUGGGGGCGGCGCAAAGCCUGGUGCCGCCAGCUGGGUGAGGAGGGCUCCUGCCAGCGGGUGGUGAGUACCCACCACUCAUGGCUGCUGUCCUUCCUGAAGAGGCGGAACGGCAGCACGGCCAUCGUGGACGACACCCUGGGUGGCACACUCACCGUCACACUGCGCGAUCUUCAAGCCCAGGACUCGGGUCUCUAUCAGUGUCAGAGUCUCCAUGGCCAGGAGGCCGACACCCUCAGGACGGUCCUAGUGGCAGUCAUGGCCAACCCUACUGAUCACCAGGAGCCUGGAAAUAUCUGGAGUGAAGAGGAGUCCGAGAGCUCGGGUGGCCCCCAGGUGGAGCACAGUAUCUCUAGGAACCUCUCUGAGAUCACAUUCCCACACUCCUCUGUCCUCCUCCUCCUGGCCUGCAUCUUUCUAAGCAAACUUCUCAUCGCUGGCGCACUCUGGGCUGCAGCCCGGAGUGUACAGAGACCGAAGACAAGCACCCCUGGCAAGCUGGACUCUGGCCGUGAGCUGGGGCUCCAGCUCCAAGCUCUGACAGUGAGGGGAGACACAUGAGAGGAAAGGACCCGGCCUGGGAGGAGAGACCAGGAAGCGCCUUCAGGUGUCGCCCGUCCUGCACCUUCAUCCGUCAGUCUUCGAAGUGCCUGGCUGUGCUUUGGAAAAUGAUCCACUCUGCCAGUACUGCUGCUGAGAGCAUGCGUAUGUGCCAGCCUUGAAGUGUGAAGGGUGUCUAUGAAUGUGUGGGCCCUAAUAUUGUACACUCACAAAUAAAUCCAAGACUUCG
Sorex araneus (European shrew) is the source of this 1276-nucleotide messenger RNA. It is a transcript of the gene TREM2, whose product is annotated as triggering receptor expressed on myeloid cells 2. Gene Ontology annotation, molecular function: signaling receptor activity. The record is from RefSeq and is a predicted model, not a curated record. Lineage: Eukaryota; Metazoa; Chordata; Mammalia; Eulipotyphla; Soricidae. Gene Ontology annotation, cellular component: cell surface. The coding region runs from base 16 to 1047 and encodes 343 amino acids. The transcript is spliced from 6 exons.